Molecule: messenger RNA, 1837 nt
Organism: Vigna unguiculata (cowpea)
Lineage: Eukaryota; Viridiplantae; Streptophyta; Magnoliopsida; Fabales; Fabaceae
Product: coiled coil protein
Source: RefSeq, a predicted model, not a curated record
AUGGAGAGAGAGGGAAAGAAGAAGAUGGGGAAGCAGAAGCAGAAAAGCGAGUUCGAGUUCUGCAAAGCGUGCAACAUAAACCACGACCAAGGUCUCCGCCACAAGUACUUCCCUAACCACAAGAAAUCCCUUUCUACCUUCCUAUCCCGCUUCCGUAAAAAACUCUCCGAUGUUCGUUUCUUCCUCAACGCCCCUACCCCUCUCGAUCCCCAACUCGCUUCUCGCAAUCGCUUCUGGUGUGUCUUCUGCGACCAAGACGUCCACGAACACUCCAGUUCCUUUGCCUGCGCCAAUGCGAUUCGCCACCUCGCUAGUGUCCAACACAUGAAGAAUUUGAGGCAUUUCUUCUGGAAAUACGGCGCUGCCGCGGAUCAAUUGGACGCGUUUAUGUUUUCCGAUGAUGAUGUGACUAAGUGGGAGAGGAAGUGCGAGGCGCGAAAGGAUGAAGCGAGUGAGGGAAGUCGCAGAACGGUGGUUGGUCCUUCAAGUGAUGAUCAUAUCCAUAAUCAACUCACCAGUGGAAAUAGUGAUAGUUUUGAGAAAAAUGUUUAUUCCCAUUCUGUGAAUUCGUAUCCUUCAAAUCCUGUUUUGCCUUUACAAAGCUAUACAAAUGAGUAUCAGAUAUCUAGUUCAGGACUCUCUGGAAUGGCUAAUGUUGCUACCUCGCCGGAAGCGUACCUUGAUGCAAAACCUCUUGCUUUGCCAGAUCUUUUGGUUGAAAGGAGAAGCCAUUCCCUCCCUCAUGAUGGUAUACAAUGGUCGAGUAAUGGUUACUCCGGUCAUAAACAGGGGCGUGACAAUGGUAGAAUGGUCAGUGGUGAAAGCAUUCAUGAGGGUGUACAAUUGAUCACUCAGAUUUCUUCUGUGCCUACUGAAAGUGCUGAUAAAAAGGUUUAUUCUGAAGCACCUCCACCAUGGAUUCACACAACUGAGGCAGUUCAGAUGCAUUCUAAUUCAAACAAAUUGGGGAAGUCCAAAAUGUUGAAUCCAAAUCGGGUGGGAGCAGCUUGGGUUGAAAAGAGAAAGAUUGAAAUGGAGAAGGAAAAAAGGGGAGAGACAAAAAGGAAUGGGUGUGAUGCCAACUGGCUUCCUAAUUUUGGUAGAGUAUGGCAAUCUGGUAGCAGAAGAGAAUCCAGAAAAGAGUUUGAGAGGGAGAAACAGUUACAGAAGUUAAAUGUUGAAACAGAGUCUGAAAUGGCAAUCAAGAUACAGCCUUACGUAAGCAAAAGAAUGGAGUUGAUCUCUUUCCGAGUUUAUGGCCCAUCUAAGGUGGCUUCAUGGCAAAUAGUACAUGGUGUCAUGACCCUCCUGCCAUGGAUGAAAUGCAAAGCAAAUUGCGGAUGGAUAGUGGGGGUGAUAAUGGAAGCAGAUGAAAUUUCUUGUCGCAAAGAUGCUCGGGGAGUGUAAUCCGUAUGGUAAAUAUGCAUAACAACAUCUAUUGCAUUGGAGGGGAGAAGACUGGAAAAAAUUUACACGGUGAAAUGUGGCACGUUUAUGUGAAUCCUUGGAAAAAAGUACCUCAGUCAUUGUACAGUAUUGAAGCAUAACAAUAGAUUACUGAAAUAUGUACAUGCAUUAAGCUGAAAACGAAGGGUUAGUCUGCAUGAAUGAUUGUGAUGAUUGGGAAAACCCAUUUUACGACAUUUCGAUUUAAAUGCCUUGUGAUAACAAUUCUUGUUAUAGUUGGUCUGCCCAUUUUUGUGCAGUUAUUGGGUGCCUAGGAUCGCCUACCAGCUUGCUUUUGAAGGUAGGGAUGGUUACUAUUGAAUAUUAAUAUUCAGAUCGGCACUGCCUUUAAGCAUGCUCUUUUACAUUGAAUGGAACAAACUUAUCCAAA